AUGCGUCCAAAACACAGAACUUACGGUGCGAACAGAUAUUACGCGGGAGGCGCAACUACGCCCUAUCGAGCCGGCGCAACUUCGGCACUAGGAAUCACUCCAUUCUUGUUACCAGUGGCCGCUUUGGCUUUCUUCCCCGGCCUUUGGUAUCAUCCCGCCUACAUGUAUAAUUACAACGACAGCUAUCACUACGUCAACGAGGACAACAACAAGAAUUCGUCGUUGCCGGUGGCAUGUCUGUGUGAGGAGUAUCAGGAGUGUGGUUGCGACGAGAACAACAACAGCACCUAUUACGAGUCUUUGUUCAACGGCACCCAGCCCAAGAAUACCAGCGUGGUGAGCGUGGCCACGGUCAAUGGCACGGAGAAAAUCUACAUCAACGGCACUCUGGCCAAUGGAACCACUGCUGCUGACAGCUCUGCCGCCUCAGCAGCCAUGGCGACCAUGUUGCAGGCCAGUGGGUAUUGGGCAACAGCCGCUGUGGUACUUGCUACGGUGUGGAGUAUCUAA
Messenger RNA from Penicillium longicatenatum, 510 nucleotides. RefSeq lists its product as uncharacterized. NCBI's taxonomy places the organism in Eukaryota, Fungi, Ascomycota, Eurotiomycetes, Eurotiales, Aspergillaceae. The transcript has a single exon. Bases 1 to 510 code for a protein of 169 amino acids. The record is from RefSeq and is a predicted model, not a curated record.